Closterium sp. Naga37s-1 is the source of this 237-nucleotide messenger RNA. Lineage: Eukaryota; Viridiplantae; Streptophyta; Zygnematophyceae; Desmidiales; Closteriaceae. The record is from the annotation of a GenBank genome assembly.
AUGUUCCACGGGCUCGCUGAAGUUCUCUGCCGUUCCUUCGGUGGCAAGAUGUCCGGUUGCUGCGCGGGUGUCGGUGGUGUGUCGUCGACGAAGAUCGGUGCCGUUGAAGGACCAGCGAUUGGUGUUGAUGUUGCCGCUGUUGUCUCCGUUGUCUCUGCUGCUGCUGAUGUUGUCUCUGCUGCUGCCGAUGUUGUCUCUGCUGCUGUCGAUGUUGUCUCUGCUGCUGCCGAAUGUUGA